UUUGUAUUAUCUAUCCUUCCUCAAAUAUGCACCGCAAAUGAAUAAAGAGCUCUGACAAAAACGUGGAACCAUACCCAAUUGACUUAACAUUCUCGAAAUAGAUCACUCUAGUUUCCAAGUUGAAGAGAAAAGCGUUUAAUUGGAGGACUAAAAAAGUGAUCAUGGCUUGGUCCCUUUCUUCUUGUGCCAUCACAAAGCCAUUUUUGAGGGUCCAAGACAGAAGCUUGAGCCAUGAAGUUCAGAGAACAAAUAGUUCAGUAGCAUUUAUAAGGUGUGAAUCAAAAGAGUUGCCAGAAAAAGGUUCCAAAAAGUUGGAAAUAGGGUCUCCCAUAAUUUUUAUUGAAGCUCCAAAGAUGAUUAAGACUGCAGCUACUAUGCCCUGCCUUAGGGUUAAUUCUGGCCUAGUCAAGCCUGGUGAUGUUGGAAGGAUUGUUUCAAGAAAACCAAAAGAUGUGUGGGCAGUGAGGUUAAGCAUUGGAACUUAUCUUAUAGAUGGGAAAUAUUUUCAGCCCUUGGAUCUGGCUGAGGCUGAGCAUAACUGAAUAAUCAGUUAAUGACUCAGAAAUUCAUCCUAAAACACCUUCACUCAAUGCCAACAUGUUAAAUUAGAUGUGUAAUAUUUUUGUAUAUUUUUUUACUGUAUUCUGUAAAUUAAUCGAGUAGACUAUGAAAUUAAUGUUUUUCUUUUUGUUAAAGAAAAAAACAUAUUGCCCUAUUUUAUGUAUUUAUUGGUAAAUAUAGUAGCUUAAUCUCUCA
Molecule: messenger RNA, 756 nt
Organism: Cajanus cajan (pigeon pea)
Lineage: Eukaryota; Viridiplantae; Streptophyta; Magnoliopsida; Fabales; Fabaceae
Gene: CRR42
Product: DUF3148 family protein
Biological process (GO): NADH dehydrogenase complex (plastoquinone) assembly
Source: RefSeq, a predicted model, not a curated record